AUGUCUGCGAUGAGUGCUACGAUAACCAAAACCUUCAACAAAAAAUCUCUGUAUCUGUUGUCGGGUGCCACUGCCGCUGUUGGCGCCGGCGUGGCUUUCAAGUGGUACCAGAAUGAUAACCGGAAUAAAGGUUCGAAGGGCUUGGGUGCUUUGGCCGCAGGAACCGGCAUGCAUAUUGCUCAGUGCCAAAAAAAGCCCGAGGAUUACCAGAAAGUUUACAAUGCCAUUGCGCUCAAAAUAAGAGAAGAAGACGAAUACGACAACUACAUUGGGUACGGUCCCGUACUAGUGCGUCUUGCGUGGCAUAUUUCCGGGACCUGGGAGAAAAACGACAACUCCGGUGGGUCCUUUGGUGGUACUUAUAGAUUCAAAAAGGAGAUGAACGAUCCUUCCAACAAAGGUCUGCAAAAUGGGUUUAAGUUCUUGGGUCCAGUGCUCGAGCAGUUUCCUUGGAUUUCCCAUGGUGAUUUGUAUACCCUAGGUGGUGUCACCGCCAUUCAGGAAAUGCAGGGCCCCAAAAUCCCUUGGAGAGCCGGAAGAGUCGACGAACCGGAAGACAAAACACCAGACAACGGCAGACUACCCGAUGCCAGCAGAGACGCCGAUUACGUUCGGAAGUUCUACACUAGAAUGAACUUUGGAGACAGAGAAGUUGUUGCUUUGCUAGGAGCCCAUGCCCUAGGUAAGACACACUACAAGAACUCAGGUUUCGAAGGUCCAUGGGGAGCUGCCACCAAUGUGUUUUCGAACGAGUACUACGUCAACCUACUCAACGAACACUGGAAAUUGAACAAGAAUGAAGCCGGUCAAAUGCAAUACGAUAGCGACAAAGGGUACAUGAUGCUUCCUACAGACAUGGCUCUAAUCCAAGACCCCAAAUACUUGAAAUUUGUCAAAGAGUAUGCUAACAACCAGGACGCUUUCUUCAAAGAUUUCGUGAAGGCUUUCUCCAAGUUAAUAGAGAACGGCAUUGAGUUCCCAAAAGACAUCAAGGCGACCACAUUCAAGACUUUGGACGAACAGGACAUGUAA
This is a messenger RNA of Lachancea nothofagi CBS 11611, 1032 nucleotides long. The record is from the annotation of a GenBank genome assembly. Lineage: Eukaryota; Fungi; Ascomycota; Saccharomycetes; Saccharomycetales; Saccharomycetaceae.